CGCAGGCGGCGGCGCGGCCGCGCGUGGGUGGGCGCCUCGCUUCCACCGCCGCCGCCCCGGCCGCCAUUUUGCGGGCGGCAGGCGGGUCGCGCUGCACGGUGGAAGGGGAGCUGGGCGCUUCUUCUCCUGAAGCAGGUUAAAAAAAGUUCAUGACUGCGCCACCGAAAAUUAGGCGGUUGAUAGCCCCUGCCCCGAAAUACCUACUGGCCGGAGUCGCGAUAAGGAUUGGCGACUGUGGCUUCGCAGCUGUGUAACGAGGGGGAGGUGGCUGUACCUAGCCCCCUCAUCUCUCACCAAGGGAGUUCUCCGCCUUGAACGGCGCCUGUUACCGCCUAUGCGCAGGGGCGGCUUUGGUCCCAGCAGCGUUAAGAGUCAGCGCGGAAAGCCCUCCGCAUGUCUCAUCCUGAAACUCGCACUAAAAAGAAAGAGCGGCAAUGCUGAGCGCCCAGGGGCUUGUGCCUCCCCCUGCGCCCCUGCUCGAAACCACGCCUGGUCCUGGGGAGCCCGCUGCGAGGCCGGUACCGCCCUCUCCUCCUCUCUGCGGCACCACUUCCAGCUCCGGACCUGGCCCCGCCGUGGUAGACGAGACCUCCCGGCUGCGCGUUGGGAAGUUUGAAACUUCUGGAACCUCCCCCGAAAUAUUCAACGCUUUGAAGAAUGUAAAUGAUAUGUGCUCAAAAUGAGCACUGUGUGGUCUGAACUCCUCUACCUCUUAAAGCAGAGUGAAGGGGGUGUCAAAUGUAGCAAGUACCUGCUUGUACCAAGAAAAUGAGUUGAGGUCAUCGACUCUGUAUAUGGGCCAUCAUUGGAAAAUACUGGAUGAAAACCCAUGUGCUGGAUAUGGAUGUGUAAAUCAGUAAUACAGCCAUGAUCAGAUGUCUGUCUUUCAACGUUCUUGUGGGUAGAAUUGCAUACAGGCUCUGAAGAACAGAAAUUUAUCAGAAAGGACUGUAGUUUGUGCUGUAGCAGGAGUAUUACAUUUGUUCAUCUUCACUACAUGUUAUAGAAUGGCAUGUAUAGAAUGUAAAUAGGAGGCACUGAUUGGCUAAGAACUACUUCUGUAGAAACACAUACAGUUAGGAUUGAACACCAGAGAAGCACCGUGGUGGAAAUGGGCUUUGUGUCAUGUUGGCUUCCUGUUUAAAAAAAAAAAAAGAAGAUUGUAAAUUUUAAAGGGACAGCAACAAAGUGAUGACCAAGUGCCAAGUGCCAGCUGCCCUUAUUCACCACAUUGAACAAGAAUUGGAUAAAGAAGAAGAAGAGAUGAUGAUUUUUCUAUGCCGAGACCUUGCUCCUGACUUAGCUACUGCAGACCUUAGAGAGCUGCUGGCAGCUUUGAAUGAGAGGGAAAAACUGUCUCUUUUUGGCUUGUCUGAGCUGUUGUACAGAGUUAAGAGGUUUGACUUGCUGAGAAGGAUCUUGAAGACUGAGAAGGCAACAGUGGAAGCUAACCUUGCCACGUAUCCCAGACUCGUUCCUGAUUACAGGGUACUAAUGGUAGAGAUUAAUGAGAAUCUGGAAAAAGAAGAAGUUGGUUCUCUUGUUUUCCUACUCAGAGAUUACGCACCUCGUAUUAAAAUGGCAAAAGAUAAGAGUUUUCUAGCUCUUGUGAUUGACCUGGAGAAACUAAAUUUGGUGGCUCCUGAUCAACUGGACUUGAUAGAAGACUGUUUUCGAAACAUUCACAGGAUGGACCUGAUUAAGAAGAUUCAAAAGUACAAACAAGAAGCUUUAAUGUCCUCCGUUCAUUCCCAGCCAGUGUAUGUAAAUGCACUUCAGGCAUCUCUCCCUAAUCUCAGUCUGAUUGAUCCCCCUUACAAUUCAGGGAUCCAAAAUGUGAACCAGGAGAAUAUGCAAAACAGACAAAGCCUUAUUCAGGCAGAACCAGUCCGUAUAUCAAUUCAGGAAUCAGGACCAAUGUCACAAAAGAUUUCUGAUGAUCAAUACAGAAUGCAAAGUCAACCUUUAGGAAUAUGCCUGAUCAUAGACUGUAUUGGCAAUGACUCAGAUGUGUUGGAAGAGACCUUCAGAGACUUAGGCUAUGAUGUCCAUUGUUACAGAUAUUUAAAUAUGGACGCCAUGAAUCAAACAUUGCGUGAAAUUGCAAGGUUGCAGAAGCACAGAAACUGUGAUAGUUUCAUCUGCGUAUUGAUCAGCCGUGGUAGCCCUCAGAGCGUGUUCUGUACAGACCAGACCUUUUCUGGAUUUCCUUUGGAACGAAUAAAAAAAUACUUUACUGCAGACUCAUGUCCUGAGCUCCUAGGAAAACCAAAGCUCUUCUUCAUUCAGAGCUACAUUGUGCCAGAAAGCGAGCAAGAAUGUAGUAGUCUGGAAGUAGAUGGGAAUGAUGAGAAGAUCAUUUCUAACGCAAAAAUCCCAUGGAAAAUCACUAUUCCCCAAGUAGCAGAUAUCUUUUGGAGUCAAUGCAAGGUUGAUGUGUCUACACUAGAAAGGUCUCCAAACUCAUCCUCAUAUUAUCUGCAUUGUCUGGCUGAGCUACUCCGCAAUCCCCAUAAAAGGAAACUCUGUAUAUUAGACCUCCAUACAGAACUGAACAGAGAAGUCUAUGAGUGGAACAAGACCAUUCACCCAAGCCAGCAAUACUCACUUCUGCUCCAGCACACAUUGAGGAAAAAACUUUUUCUUUCUCCUACAUAACUGCUGGUGGAAAGUACGUGUCUGAAAUGGCUAAAAGAAAUACUAAGGUCCAUACACAUUCCUACACACUUCAAGCACUGUUGUUGCCUGCAUACCUCAAGUGCCAGCUGUUUCUAAACCUGGGGAUUUAGAAGCAUUUUUCAGGGUUGAAGGGACUAGAUUUAGGUUUUUAAUACAGAAGUUUCAGAAAACUUGGAUAAGAAUGGCAGCUAUUGUAUAAAAGUGCAACAGAUCUUGCAACCAAGUGCAACAGGUAAACAGCAUGGAAAGAGCUCUAAACUAUAGCUAUUGGAUUUUUCAAGGUUCUGAGUUUUUGUUACUUUUUUUUUAAGUAUACCUACUAGCAGUGCUCUGAUCUAGGCUCUUUUGAUCUUUAAGGCAAGGAAAAAUCAGUGCGACGAGUCACUGAUGCACACUCAGUACUUUCCCCAGCACCUAAUAAUGGAGAACUGGCAGCAGAGAAAGCCUUCCCAACAGCUCCGCUUUCCCUAUAAUAAAGUAGUUCUGGCUUGGCAUGCCUCUGCACCCUGUAACAAAGCAGAAAGAAGAGAAAAACAAUAUUGUAAAUAAUUUGGAUUCCAUCUGCUUGGUGCAUUAGAGCUUGUAAUUCAUCCAGAACCCUCUGUGACCUCAGUACCCUCUGCAGCAUCUAAGGGUUGCAUGUUUUUAAAUCAGCCCAAGACAUGGCAGACUGUCGAACUUUGCAGUCUGUGGGUAUAAAUAUACAAAAAAAUGAGUCUCCACAUGGCAGGGCCUUAGAGUAAUGAAGUUGUACAGUUUAAGAAUGAGGGGUUUGGCAGAUAAUCUGUGAAAGCUGAAGCUUGAUUCAUACUUGCCACAUCAGACAUAGCUAUAAAAAUAAGCUGUUUAUCACAUCUGAACCUGAAUGUCUUGUAGCAGCCACUGGCUCUUUAGACCAGAUUGCAUUCCCUUGCUCCUUUUGCUUAUGAAAGAGGGUAUAUCUUUUAUAUAUAUAUAUUUUUUUAAGUUGCCUCUGUUCUUUUGAAAAAGACAUGACAGAAAUUUGCCUGAAAUGUAGCAGUCUUUUCUCCAAUGAGGCAGAUGCCUAGCAUCAAGAGUUCAGUUGAUCUGGAUGCUGUAUAACACUACAAUCUGGAUGAGGUGUAUUGAGAUGUAUUCUUGCUGAAUUUAUGGCAUUCUCCUCCUUCCUAAAAUAAGCCACUUGCGAUCUUUCAGUAUUCUUAAUAUAGUCUCCUGUCCAGGAAGAAAAUUCAAGACUUUGGCUUGCCUUGCUUGGUUCCUGAUGUAGUUAUGCCAUACAUCCCUGUGGCUCAUACAUAUUUUAUGCGAGCAAAAAGAGAAGUAUUUUUGCUUGUAUACUAUAGGCUAGUUUCUUGGGGGUGGGGGGAAGCAAAAAGACUUCUCCUAGUGUAGCUGCAUUGGAUUUGAGCAAAAAUCAGAUGUGCUUACCUGCAUAAUUUUGCCAACAAUGCUUUUCAUUGUCGGCCAGGUCUCACAGGCAGCUACCUGUAGUAUAUUGCUACUAAUUAUGAUGGCACAGCAAAUAGAUUUAUUCUGGUAGCAGUGACUUCUUUUCUCAGUACUCUUGUAGUUAGGUGUUGGCUUGAUAAUAUUUUAAACCUUUUUUGGAAACCAGACUUCUUGAGUUUCAUUAAGAAAAAACAAAUUUCCAAGUAACUUUCAUAACUGAAAUUAAAAAUCACAUUUAUUUGGCAAAGAGCAGAUAUCUAUAUCUGAUAACAAGGAAGGACUCCUGAGUGCUUAUGUGAUACGAGUCCAGUCUCUUCCUGGCUUAGGAGGUUCCUGAAUUGCUGAUUGAGGACUGUUAGAGUAUAUCAAGAGAAGAAACCCACUAAACGAGUUUUACCUUCUUUUCUUUCCUUAAGUAUCCAUAUACGAUUUUAAGAUUGAAAAUACAUAUUUAUUUAUAUUAAUAUAUCAUUUUGUAUAAUACAUAUAUUAAGCCUUUUAUAUUAUUACACUUAAAUCUUCACUCUUGUUACACCUUUUUAUUGUAUAUUCAGUUUUAUUUGCAUGUUAAAUAUAGGAAGUGAAAUUUAAAAUUCUGAUCACAAUUUUUGCACAAGUUAGAAAAAUACUUCACCUAUAUUAUAAAACACAUGCAUACUGUAUUUUUUUGGUCUCUUUCCACUUUAUAAGCUGGUGUAUCUUUUUAUUAAUAGUAUAUAUAAACUUUAUUUUUUAUAUAUAGUUUAGAAUUGGGAAAUGUAGCCCAAAAUGUUUUGUUCUGUGUAGAUACAGGCAUAAGAAGAAAAAAUGAUAGAUAAUCAGCUUUUGCAAAAUCCAGACAUUCUUUAAAAGCUUAGUCUCUAUAAGCGUUAAAGUUAAUAUAGUGAAAUAGGAUUUAGUGUUUUAUAGGUCUAGAAACAAUGUAUCAUGGUGGUGGUGUGCGGGAAUUUGGUUCUUAACUGUUCCUCUUGCCUACUUUGUAAGAAAUGGCCUUUUAAAUUGGUGGUUCUUACAAACUAGUACCAUAUUGUUUCUGGCUUUAAAAAUACUUUAUGUCUUAAAACUGAGUUUGUAAGUAUUUCACAGAGUUAACUAGAGAACGUGCUGCUUUGCAGCACCAGAAGGGUCUGUAUUGUGUGUCAUAGGUAAUAAAAAUGGUGUUCAUUUCUAACCUCUGGUAUUUCAUAAACUGCCUAGCUUGGAAUAAAAUACAGCAAAUGUGAUUUUAAAACUAAACCUUGCUCAUAUUCUGUGGGGUAAUAGAAAUAUUACAGAAUAACUGAUUUGGAAGUUAGUUCCUGUAGUAUCUGGUAAAUGAAGCAGAUGUUACAAAACAAAUGCACACUGUUCUGUGGCUGUAGAAAUAAAGUGUGUUUCCUAGUUAUUGUACGUGUGAUAAUAAAUAUGAUUUCACUUCACAAAUUAA
Molecule: messenger RNA, 5536 nt
Organism: Rhea pennata
Lineage: Eukaryota; Metazoa; Chordata; Aves; Rheiformes; Rheidae
Gene: CFLAR
Product: CASP8 and FADD like apoptosis regulator
Exons: 13
Coding region: 1192-2658 (488 amino acids)
Biological process (GO): regulation of apoptotic process; proteolysis
Molecular function (GO): protein binding; cysteine-type endopeptidase activity
Source: RefSeq, a predicted model, not a curated record